Messenger RNA from Cyprinodon variegatus (sheepshead minnow), 1633 nucleotides. RefSeq names its product THO complex subunit 4-like (gene alyref). The record is from RefSeq and is a predicted model, not a curated record. Gene Ontology annotation, biological process: mRNA export from nucleus. Bases 693 to 1409 code for a protein of 238 amino acids. Gene Ontology annotation, cellular component: nucleus. NCBI's taxonomy places the organism in Eukaryota, Metazoa, Chordata, Actinopteri, Cyprinodontiformes, Cyprinodontidae. The transcript has 6 exons. Gene Ontology annotation, molecular function: mRNA binding.
CGGUCAAAGGAAAAAAAACCUUCGACACAGCUGAAAUUCCCAGUUAACGUCCUUCAGUUUGCUUCCUAGCUAAUCCUCUUGCCAAUUGGCUAAGUCGAGCGGAAAAAAAGAUGAAAGCUAGCCGCCGAGUUAUCUCUCUCCCAGGAGAGGUUUAUAGAAAGCGGCUACGCAUAAAUGGAAGUUGUUUGUAUAACGCGUCCCUUCUCCCAUCAAGCCAAAUGUUAUACACCAGUGUCUAAGAAGAGCGGAUGUCUUAGGCCUCAACGGCGCCAUUUUGAAUCCAGACACCGAAAUUUAAGGCCAGGCGUCGAAUGCUGUUUUCCCGUCCCUCACGGAAAAGGAAGGAAACCACAUCACGGAGCAAGCCGACCGUCAGACGAGUUUUUCACAUCCAUUGGGAGCGAAUUUUCCCCAUGUUUCGUCGACUAGACGGCCUUUUGUUCUGGGAGUGGCUGGCGGGUUUAUCGAGGCAUGUCUGAAUCCUUUUCAACCACUGCGCCCAAUUCUUUAUGGAUGGAAAAGUGGACUUUACCCCCUAUUAUCUCAUAUAUGGCAAUGCUCAAUUGCUUUAUUAAACGGUGCCUGUUAAAAGAAUAGAAAUGAAAGCCCCAGUCAAAAUGGCGUGGUCUUAAAAUGGACGCUCACUUAAUCCACGCUUGUAAAGGUGUACGAGGCCAACUUUUUUGCACCAUAUGGACAUUAUCCACCUUGAGAAGACCCCAGAGAACUCUGCGGUAUGCGAGGAAGGUCUGGUCGGCGCUGGACGAGGCUGCUGCAGAUGGAGCCCCUGGCGCGUCCCCGGAGCCUCUCUGGAGGGCCCUUUCAAGGAGGCGCAGAUGCCGAAACAGCUCCCAGACAAAUGGCAGCACGACAUGUUCGACAACGGCUUCGGAGGGUUUAAUGGUAGUGCUGGAGGUGGCGGUGGAGCUGGUGUGGAAACUGGAGGGAAGCUCCUAGUCUCCAAUCUGGACUUUGGUGUUUCAGAUGCAGAUAUUCAGGAACUUUUUGCUGAAUUUGGGACACUGAAGAAGGCUGCCGUUCAUUACGACCGCUCAGGAAGGAGCCUAGGAACAGCUGAUGUCCACUUUGAGAGGAGGGCAGAUGCACUUAAAGCCAUGAAGCAGUAUAACGGCAUCCCUCUGGAUGGGCGUCCUAUGAACAUACAACUCGUCACAUCACAGAUCGACACACAGAGGCGGCCUAUGCAGGGGCUGAACAGAGGUGGUGGUGGUGGUAUGAACAGAGGGCGUGGCUUUGGCGGCAUGCAGAGAGGUCGGGGUGGCCGUGGCGCAGGAGGCUCUCGAGGCAGAGGGCGAGGUGGUCGUGGUGGUGUGAACAAGCAGCAGCUGUCGGCAGAAGAGCUUGAUGCACAGUUAGACGCCUACAACGCCAGAAUGGACACCAGUUAAGAGAUGAAGCUCUUCCUAGCCGUCCUCCCUCCCUUCCUGGGCAGAAGGGGGGGUUGUUACAAUUUGUGCAGAAUAUUUUACACAUGCUUGUCUUCUGAUGUGAUUUGAAAGUGUUCCAGCUUCUUUUAAAUACUCCAAAGUGUUUUUUACCUGUAUUUUCUUUUUUUUGAUGAAAAAAGGUUUAGACUGUAGGCUAUCUAACUGGGUUUCCAGUUCCCCUCAGC